Messenger RNA from Cercopithifilaria johnstoni, 597 nucleotides. NCBI's taxonomy places the organism in Eukaryota, Metazoa, Nematoda, Chromadorea, Rhabditida, Onchocercidae. The record is from the annotation of a GenBank genome assembly.
AUGUCUUCAUCGGGAAGCGAUCGUCAUCGAUCAAAAAGUCACUCUCCUAGAAGUGAACGAUCUGACUCACGUAGCAAUACGCCACCGCGUCGACGUAGCCGUUCAAGAUCAGUUGAUCAUGCAGCUGAGCAGUUCGGUCGGCUGCAUAUAUGUAACUUCGAUGAAAGUCUGAGAAAGGAUGAUCUGAAAGACGCGUUUGGUAAAUUUGGCGACAUCGAUAAUGUUUGGUUGGCGUCAUAUCCGCCACUGUUUGCAUUUGUCACGUUCAAAGCGAAGGAAGAUGCUGCUGAUGCGCUGAAAGAGAUGAAUAACGCGUACAUUGGAAGAAACAAGAUCAAGGUAGCUACGGCUCAUCCACCAAGAAAACCAGGUGAGCGAGGUCCGUCACGUCGCUAUGGUGGUGGCGGUUAUCGAGGAGGAGGUGGACCACGCUCAUAUGGUGGAUAUGGCGGUAGAGGCGGUGGAUACGGAGGAGGCUACGGUGGACGAUCAGGUGGUUCUCGUUCAUAUGGUGGAGGUGGUUAUCGGAGCAGUUACAGUAGUAGCGGAAAUGGUGGUGAGCGAAGGAGUGGCAAUCGAUACAGUGAUCGACGUUGA